Molecule: messenger RNA, 1725 nt
Organism: Electrophorus electricus (electric eel)
Lineage: Eukaryota; Metazoa; Chordata; Actinopteri; Gymnotiformes; Gymnotidae
Gene: arxb
Product: aristaless related homeobox b
Biological process (GO): regulation of transcription by RNA polymerase II
Molecular function (GO): DNA-binding transcription factor activity, RNA polymerase II-specific; RNA polymerase II transcription regulatory region sequence-specific DNA binding
Source: RefSeq, a predicted model, not a curated record
GGGGUUGGGGCGCAGGCAACAAGUCCGUGAUAGAGUGGGUUGCAUAUUCCCCCCGUCCAUGAGCCCCAACGACAUGAGCUCUCAAGCAGAAGAUGAUAUCCGCGAUCAAGCAGCCUGCAAGUGCAAAUCGUCAACUUUAUUAUCGUCCUAUUGCAUUGAUAGUAUCCUCGGCAGGAGAAGUCCUCUUAAAGUCAGAGUUCUUGAAAUACAAAGUUUGACAGCACCGCUUCGAACACAGGAGUGCAUUCAUUCAAACGAAGCUGUGCCAGAUAUGUGUGUACCACAUCAAGCGGACAUGUACCUGUCGCCCAAAAUGUGCCGCCCGUUUAGUCCAUUAAAUAAAAAUAUUCAUGAAGACGAAGACGCAACAGGAGAGAGGCUUGUGGAGAGUACGUAUGAGAAACUGAAAAUCACACAAGCGCCACAGGUCAGCAUCAGCCGAAACAAAUCCUACCGGGAAAAUACGCUGCUCAGUUCUUUCAAGAAUAACACUUCUAACCACAAGCCGGACGAAGCUGAGACAAAUAAAGGCAGAGCCUGUCGACAGACAAGUCUAUCUCCUGGACACGAAGAGGGGUUGAAAGACGAAAAUGUAAACUUAAGGGACAGCGAGGACAGCGUUUGUUUGUCAGCAGGCAGUGAUGCAGAGGAUGGGACAUUAAAACGGAAACAAAGGAGAUACAGGACUACAUUCACAAGUUACCAGCUAGAGGAGUUGGAAAGGGCGUUUCAAAAGACACAUUACCCUGACGUGUUCACAAGAGAGGAAUUAGCAAUGCGACUAGAUCUUACAGAGGCGCGUGUGCAAGUCUGGUUCCAGAACCGACGUGCAAAAUGGAGAAAAAGAGAGAAGGCUGGGAUUCAGGCCCAUCCUCUGGGCCUCCACUUCCCUGGACCCCUCACCACAGGCCAGCCCUUGUGCCAUUAUUUAGGUGGGAGUCCAUUCACCACCAGCCCACACCCAGCCCUUGAGUCAACCUGGCCAGCCUCCUUCCAUGGACUAAGCCAGGCUCUCCCAAGUGUUGCGCCCCCCCACAGAAUCAGCUCUCUGCUCGGGGCAGCCAUGUUCAGGCACCCGGCCUUCAUUGGACCGCCCUUUGGAAGACUCUUCAGCAGCAUGGCUCCCCUGGUGCUGCAGAGACUACCUCUGCCCCCUGCAGAGGCACCGCUACAGUCCCCCCCUAAUGCACCCGAUCCCCCUCCCCCUUCUUCCUCCAUCCCGGCCACCACCUCUCCACCCGUGGACCGCAGAGCGUCCAGCAUCGCAGCCCUGCGGCUCCGAGCCAGGGAGCACUCGGCUCAACUCCGCCAGAUCCACAUCCCAGUUUGUGAUGUUACGGGGAAAAUGCCCUAAGGUCUCCCCCUAAAGGCGCCAAAGUCAAACUGCACUACAGCAUGGAGCGUACCUCUGGGAGCCCAGCGUGUGAAGAACUGAGCCCUAAUACCAAGCCCGACUACUGAAGCUUCACGGCGGCUUUCCUGGACGGAUGCAAUGCCAAAGGUUCUGCUGCAUAAAAACUGGUCUCCCAACAAAGUCCCAUAUAUCUUACAGUCUACUAAAAGAUCGCAUUUAUUGUAUUGAUAGACAGAAUAUAGGUAGGAUACACUUUAAUGGAUGGUCUUCUUGUGUUCUGAAAAAGUUUUCUAUGUGUUUUAUUAAACUUCUGAGCCAGCAAUGUGAUGUGAUAGGCAAAAAGGAAAAUAAAGCCCUCGAGGUUAAGCAUC